Penicillium olsonii is the source of this 2406-nucleotide messenger RNA. Lineage: Eukaryota; Fungi; Ascomycota; Eurotiomycetes; Eurotiales; Aspergillaceae. The record is from the annotation of a GenBank genome assembly.
AUGCUCCGCAACGUGAGCAAAUUUAUUUUCGGUGACGCCUCAAAAGAAGCCAUCAUCGAAAUCCCCCAGGGCGAGCUGUACCUGGUCAGGCCCCAGUCACCCAAGGGCUACUCCGAGCUUAUCUUCAAGGACGCUGCGGCCACGAUUCGACGCACAGGCCAGGACUUCCAGUACCAACUUGUGAUCCAGAGAGCAUACGAAGAGGGCGAGGAAGAACUUGCAGACGACGACGGCGAGCAAGGCUCCGGUGACAGCAUCGACAAGGACGAAAAGGUCUUCCUGCUGGACCAAACUAUUCACUUCCGCUCCGAGCUUCGUGAAGGGGGAGAGAAGAUCUUGGCCUGGGAUGAUCUGAGUGGUGACCCUGGUGAUAUCUUCGAGUUCAUCUGCGACUCCUCGGUCCCAUCCGACAAAGUAGCCACUUUUGAACUUGCUGCCCUCCAGUGCCAGUACGAGCGUAAGCACCGUCGCAGUGCCCAGAAGGCCACAGAAGCCGAAUUAGAGGAGUUCUCAUACAACGAGGAAAGGCCACUUCCCUCCGCCAGUCCAAUCGCCUCCCCAACCACGAAAUCACGUGGAAAUUCCGUGUCGGCUGAGGAAUCCGCUGCUGCCAUGGCGCGAGAUGUGGAAUACGCCCAAUCUAAAGGGCAACUUAAGACUGGCAGUGCCGAGGAAGAACCGACAGCUGCCCCACCCUCCGCUGCCCAGCCCGAAGCCAAGGAAAUCCUCACCAAGGAGCGCGCAGAGCUGCACCUCUUCGAUUUCUCUACUGGAACUUUCGUGCAACAGGAGUCUGAUGUUAUUGCCACCGUUUCUGAGGUGGGGAACUGGCAGUACUGGCUCCAGAUCUCCGGCGAGGAGAAGGAAUGGCUCGGACAGGCUGUUGUUGCCGAUAUCAACCCAGUCUUUAAUUUUGAAUAUCUUUCAUUCAUCUUCAACGCCUUUGGCGAGGACGGUUCGGCCUUCUCAUGGCUUCUGCGUUUCCGAGACCAGGCCUCGGAAGAACGGUUCCAGGAGGGUCUGAUGCAGGCCCUUUGGGAACAGCUCAACGAAAUGAAGUGGACUAAGGUCAAGGAAAAUGACCGGGACUACGUUCUUGAUGCCUUCCAGGAUCUCACCAUGGAGGAUGCUGAAGACCAGCCCGAGGAAGAGCCAGAAGAAGAGGAAGAGGUUGAAGAAGAGUAUGACGGCGAUCAGGAUGACGCACAACGUAGUGAACACUACGAUAGCGAUGAGGAGGAGGAAGAUGUUGUUACCCGUGAUGCUGAUGGAAACGUCAACUCUCAAUUGGCGGUUGGCUACAAGCACGAUCGGUCAUUUGUCGUUCGCGGUUCUAAGAUUGGUGUCUUCAAACACACUCCCCACAACAACCUCGAGUUCUCAACCACCAUUUCCAAGGUUGAAACCCCCAAGGGAAGCCUUUUCAGCCCCAAGAAGGUUAUGCUCCACGCCGAGGACCAGAACAUGAUUCUUCAGAACGGCGAUGAUCCCAACUCACUGUUCAAGAUGGAUCUCGAGUACGGCAAAAUUGUGGAUGAGUGGAAGGUUCAUGAUGAUAUUGGCGUGGAGACAUUCGCACCCGAAAACAAAUUUGCCCAAAUGACAUCCGCACAGCCAUUUGUCGGUGUGUCUAAGAACGCUCUUUUCCGCAUCGAUCCUCGUCUGGCGGGCAACAAGCUCGUUGACUCCGAGCUGAAGCAAUAUGCUAGCAAGAACGACUUCUCAGCCAUGGCCACCACCGAGAAGGGAUAUCUUGCUGUCGCCUCAAACAAGGGUGAUAUUCGUAUGUUCGAUCGCCUGGGUAUCAACGCGAAGACGCACAUUCCUGCUCUCGGUGAACCCAUCAUCGGUCUUGAUGUGUCUGCUGAUGGACGAUGGGUACUGGCAACUUGCCGUACCUACCUCCUGCUCAUUGACUCUCUGCAGAAGGAAGGCAAGAACGAAGGCAAGCUCGGAUUCGAGCGUGCGUUCGCAAAGGACUCGAAGCCCCAGCCUCGUCGCCUUGGUCUGCAGCCUGCCCACGUUGCCCAGUUCCAGCACGAGACUAAGCAACCUCUCUCGUUCACACCCGCUCGCUUCAACACCGGUGUUGAUUCAACCGAGACCAGCAUCGUCACUGCCACCGGUCCAUUCAUCAUCACCUGGAGCAUGAAGAAGGUUGUGGCCAACCGCAAAGACCCGUACACCAUCAAGCGUUACGAGCAGAACGUCAUGGCCGAUAACUUCCGCUUCGGAUCCGACAAGAAUGUUAUUGUUGCCUUGCCCAACGAGGUCAACAUGGUCGCAAAGCGUACUUUCCAGAAACCUACACGUGAAAGCAUUGCUGGCCCCGCUACACCCAACCGUGCGCGAAACGGAUGGAGCAACCGUCUUGGCCGUGAUGAUGUGGUCAACUCGCCUUACUAG